Molecule: messenger RNA, 842 nt
Organism: Thrips palmi
Lineage: Eukaryota; Metazoa; Arthropoda; Insecta; Thysanoptera; Thripidae
Exons: 6
Coding region: 55-741 (228 amino acids)
Source: RefSeq, a predicted model, not a curated record
CCGCUUCCGCAACCGUCGAGUCGAAACGCUUUGCCGCCAGUUCCAGAGUUCCACAUGCACAACGGAUUUCGAUUCCACUUGACGAAAAGAGCGAAUCACGACCCGCCUGCCUUUCGAUUCCAGCAAUCCGCUCAAGGCAAGAAUCCAACGAUGAACCCGUGUGGUGGCUGGGGUCCUUCCUCGUCCUCGUCAGACCUGUCCUCGUCAGCCUGUUGGCCCGUGAAGCGGUACUGCCGGCGCGAAGGACCCGCCUGGGUACCCGUCGAUGACGGCUCAGGGUCUUACACCUUGCAGUGCCGAGGUGGUCAGCUAAUGCUCUCUCAAAGUGGAACCGUUCUGGAGUCCUUGCCAUUGAGCAACCACACUCAAAUGCACGGCAUAUCGAAAGGGGAUACUCUGCUGAUUGCAGUGCGACAUCAGACCACAGGCCGUAAAUUCAAAGUGCGCUUUUCAUCUCUACAGACCUCAAAAAGCUGCGUAAAAUAUCUACAAAAUUUCUUCCCCAUGAAGGAUAUAACAAAGCCAGAAGAAAGUGUACCCAUUCCACUCGGUGAAAUGUAUGAACAAUUAAUGCAUACAACACCAACAGAUUGUGUCCCAAAUCCAGACCCAAUACCUCCAUCAUUUCCUCUUGAAGAGACGCUGCAAAUGUGUAUUUUAGACCCUUCCUUUCCAAACCUGGUUGUAAGAGUUGCUGAUAUCUUGUCCAAGUUUGAUCAAGCAAGAGAAGUCGAUGGUUAAAAGACACAACAAUGUUACUAUUGAAAAUUUAAUUUGCAAUUUUGUCUUAUAAAUAGUUUUUUUUUUCUUUCUCUGAAAUAUAUAACAUCCCAAUGACAACA